Aplysia californica (California sea hare) is the source of this 1596-nucleotide messenger RNA. RefSeq lists its product as uncharacterized. Lineage: Eukaryota; Metazoa; Mollusca; Gastropoda; Aplysiida; Aplysiidae. The record is from RefSeq and is a predicted model, not a curated record. Gene Ontology annotation, biological process: tRNA methylation. Gene Ontology annotation, molecular function: RNA binding; tRNA (guanine) methyltransferase activity.
GUAAUAAAACUUGGAGCCAUUGAUAAUGCUCGAGUGGUGGUGUACACAGUGCCUCAUUUCAAGUUUACAGAUCAGUAUGACAGUUUGGCUCGGCUGCAGCAGCUGGUGCCAGAGAUGGACUGGGAGAUGGGUCUCCAGGUUUGGCGCCAGUUCUCUGAGUUCCCUCACCCUGUGGCGUCUGCUCCUGAGGUCAUACCAUCUUUGGAGGAUCUGAUAGAUGUUGUGAUUUCCAGACAACCACCAGCCAAAGAUAAAUCAGAGAAGAAAAGUCGGAAAGGAGGCAGGGGGAAGAAAAAAGAAAAGAAAUGGGGGAAAGGCAAGGAUAAAGAUGGAGGGAAAAAAGUGGAAGGUGGGGAUGAGAAGGAAGAGGUGAGUGCACAGGAAGGGACUGGGAAAGGUGGGGGUGGAGAUGAUGCAAAGGACAAAGACAGCCUUAGUGCUGUUGAGAACGUUGUGAAUGAUAUUGUUGAGAGUGCGGUGAAUGAGAAGCUUGAUGUCCAUAACAGUUGUACUGAAGGGAACACUGAAGGGAACACCACUUCUGACUCAGGAGAUGGGGCCAAAGGUGAUGCAAGUUGCGAUAUUGCAGAAGGGAACAAGGAAAAUGCUGGUGAGUCAGCUGGGGCCGACAAGUCUUUCUCAAUCCCUAGCCCGAAGACGGUGGUUAUUAAGAAAGCUGAUCCAAGUAGAGUGGAGCCAGAGAUAGAGAUAAAAGUCCUGGAUCCCGGUCUCAGUGUCAACGCUUUCCCGACCGAUGUAGAUGAUCAAGACCAGAGAGAUGUGGAGCCAAUGGACAUCGAUCAAUCUAUGAACCGUUCAGUUCUGAACACAAGUCAAGCCUCUUCAGAUCAGGAUAAGGAAUCAAAAAAGGUCACUGAUGAUGAGAAGAAAGGUGUCAGUCUAUCCAUUGCUACAGAUGCAAAGUCUGAUGAACAUGUUCUGGAGAAAGAUAAAGAUUCGCCUAUUGCCGCUGCAUGUUCUGCAGCUGUAGAUGCAGCCUGCGAGUUUGCUUCUAGUGUCAUUGAGAAGUUGAGCUCACCCACCCACUCCCCUCACAGAGACAACAACCUUACGCCUUUGUCUACCUCACCCUUCCAAAAUCGUUGUUCAACGCCUCCCUCCACUCCUGUUAGGAAUGUUGAUUGCCUGGUCUUCUCUCCACACAGUAAGACAGGUGGUUCUGAUGAGCUUCAGGGGACAGAAACAGAGAGCAAAACGGCAGACCAGUCAGCCUUCACAGGAGAAAGCAGUGUGGAUCCUGUAGCAGAAGCAGGGAGUAAUGAGAGCAAGGUUUUGCCUGUGUCGUUAUCUUUAACAUCUCUUCCACAACCUUCCGCUGUCCUAAGUAACACUGAGACCGAGUCUGGCUCCGGAGAGGCUUCUUCUGACGCCUCCAAACAACAAGAAUCUCAAGAGACUUCCUCUUCCUCUCCCGUCAAGAAAGAGAGGGAUCCGACAAAGCCAUCAUUUCGUGUGACCUGUAACCGAGUCGGGGAAGGCCAUCCAUUUGACUCGUCCUCAGCGGCUGCUAGUCUGGGCAGUUCAGUCAUCACUUACUUCAGUUGGCCUGUAGAUCUCAAGAACUUUGAUAUGGAG